GGAAGGGGAUUUGUCGACCAUCGAUUCCGAAAGACCUUACCAAUAUUUUAACUCUCGGUGUAGGUGAACUUGUUUGACUGUCAUUCUAUAAAUUAAAGCUAGUUACUCCAGUAUAUUUUCAUUUCCAUUUCACAAUAUAAUUCUUUGCACAAACUGUCGUUAUAUAUUGCGAGGAAAUUCGGAAACAUUGAUCCGGGUCCUUUCGGAUCUCUUUCACUUCACACAGGCACGUACUGACGACAUACACUUCUCACAAGAUGUGUGAUGAUUGCCUGCAUCCUUUUAUCGGUAUGCUCGUCACUGAUUGAAACUGGAUUAUGGCCACGAAGGUUGUAUAUUUUACCGUUGAUGGAAAGCCAGAGCAGGCCGAAUUUAGGUCGGAUGAUACGGCUGACGAACUGAAAGAAACAUUUCGUGCAGCUGCUGAAGCCAAUUCCGAUGACAUUCUGAAGCUAUACAACACAAAAGGCAACCUUGUCAACAUCUCUCCGAAAUUACCCGAGAACACCCCAGACACGAGAUACAAGUUGGAGGUGGUGGCCUUGCACUGUAAUGACAAUGUCUUGACAACACAGUUCGGGGCAGUGAUCGUUAAUUUGGAAUCAAGGAUAGAAAUGUUGGAAAAGAAAGUCUUUGUGGAAAAUGGUGAGAUUCCACCAGUGAUAGGGGAACUAAAACACAAAGUGGAAAACUUUCGAGAAAAGCUGGAAAAUGUGGAUCAUUUGAGCUGGUUAGGACUAUUCAAAGAUAUAUCUUGUGGGACCUCACUAAGACCUUUCUGGGACAAGUCACAAUCAAUAAAGAAGACAGAUGAACACAUCAGAAAUGUAUAUGAAAAGUUCAAAAAGAUCAGUCAAGUUCAAGUCACCGAUGAAGUGCGGGAGUAUCUUAGGAAACCAACGUUUGAUAACUGGCAAUGGGACGAUCCAGAAAUGAUAAUCUUGCUGCGACAAAUGUACAUAGACCUUGAUCUCAUCUCCAGAUUCAAUAUAGAGAUGAAUGUUUUGCAUCAGUGGCUCUAUGAGAUAUACAAGAACUAUAAUCAAGUGCCUUUUCACAAUUUCAAACACUGUUUCAUGGUAGCCCAAAUGAUGUAUGGUUUGACCUGGCUUAUUGACCUCCGAUCGGUGCUAGAUGAUGUUGAUAUUUUUAUACUCCUCACCUCUGCAAUAUGUCACGAUUUGGACCAUCCAGGGUACAAUAAUGCAUAUCAAAUAAAUGCUAAGACGGAGCUGGCUCUACGAUACAAUGAUAUUUCUCCCUUGGAGAAUCACCACUGCUCUGUAGCUUUUGAGAUCCUCCAGAAAAGUCAUUGUAAUAUUCUACGCAACGUCUCCAAAGAAGAAUAUAAACGGAUACGAGAGGGAAUGAUCCGGUGUAUUUUGGCAACAGAUAUGGCCAAGCAUAAUGAAAUACUCAAUAAUUUUAAAUCGGUGAUAAAAAGCUUUGAUUUUAAGAAUCAGGAACACAAGUCUUUGCUUCUGAUGAUUUUGUUAAAAGUGGCAGACAUUUCAAAUGAAUGCCGACCCAUGGAUGUAGCUGAGCCAUGGCUUGAGUGUCUUCUUCAAGAGUUUUUCAAUCAGAGUGACGUGGAAAAACUGGAAGGAUUACCUGUGGCCCCAUUCAUGGACAGAGAGAAAGUGACCAAAUCAUCGUCACAAAUAGGAUUUAUCAAAUUCGCAUUGCUGCCCUUAUUUGAGGCUCUGAGGGAGCUUUUCCCUGUAAUUGAGAAAGACAUUAUUGAACCUGUGAGGGCAGCCCUUGAAUACUACACCGACAUGCAGAAGGCAUUAGAAGAAGAGAAAAGGAAAGGAAGAGAGGCUGUCAAACAGAGAAUGGAUAAAGAAGUCAUCAAGAGCAAGAUACAGACAUGAUAGAAGUCUUGUGAACAAGGGUAGUUUAUAGAAAUAGCCAAAGAUACAGGCGUGAUGGAGGGCUUGUGAACAAGGGUAGUUAAUAGAAACAGCCAAAUCUGUUGUAUUCCUAGAAAGAUUAAGAAAAUUCUAAAUUUUUAAAAAUAUUUUAUACUCAUGAAAUACCUCACUUUUGAAGUUGGUAAUCAACAGCUGUAAAUGUUUUUGGUUGGGUUUUUUUUUUUUUGCAGUCUGAAUUUUAGUCGUAUAUGUUUGAUGCUUUUGAAACUGUUGUAUUUUUCAUUGAGUAAAUUGGUUAGAAUACAAGUAUAUUGCACUGGAUUUAAGAAAUGCAUGAGACUUGGGAUUUGAAGUAAUUUAUAGUUAAUUAUGGAUUACAUAAAUUCCUGAUAUGGAGAAGAAAAAUUAUGAUUGUAAAUUUUAGCAAAUUCUUAAUAGUUCUGAAAAAGGAAACAAUCAUAUUUGUUUCUUUAUAUUGAACAUAUACAUGUAUAUGUUGAUAUUGUUGUUGAAAUGCUUUAACAAUUACUGAUUUUUUUACAUGCUCCAAAAUAUUCUUCCAAUGUGUUCAAAGAUUGUUUUCUGUUUUACUAUUUUUUAGUCUGUCUGCUAAUUAAUGUUUAUAUAUAUAUAUAUACAUAUAUAUAUACAUUGUAUAUAUUCAGGAAAUUCUUUUGAACUCAAGAACUGCAAUAUGUGUUUUGGCAAGAUUUGAUCUUGACAUGAACACCAAAUUGAUAGCAAUUUUAUUGUAUGUCAAGGAAUAGAUCUUUCUUCUUUUGUACAUCAGUUUAUUUUUUGCAAUUUUGAAAUCAUUGAAUCGUGAGAAGAAUUUUUUUUUUUAAGAAUUCCGAAUUCAUACAUUUUGCAAAAUGAAUCUGAAUCUCAAGUUGGUUAAUUCAUUGGCAUAUUCACUUGUUUUCAUAUUCUUGCUUCUCUGCAUGUAUUUAAAUUGGUUUUCUUCAUUUCCUGUGAUUUGUUAAUAUCAGGUGUGUUGGUAGAAAGGGGAUUAAAUUUGAAUUUUUAUUUACUUUUGAAAAGUGCAUUUUAGAUAUGACUCUUAUUUCUCUGAUAGACAUUUGUAGAAAGAAAACAUUUCAAUUGUUAUAUUCUAUUGUAGGGCACAAUUUUAUUAUUAGAAUGACCAAAAUACAUGUACAUGUAUUUUUAUACAAGUACAUGUAUACUGUACAUUAAAUAACUGUGUUCUCUCUAUAUCACCAGAUUUUUGUGUAGAACUGGAAACUGGAGAAAACAUAGGUAGCAUGAAUGUGAUAUCUGGCAAUUUAGUUGUGUUUCACACAUUUAUACCUUAGAUUUUAUAUUAUUUAUACUUAAUUAUCCGGUAAUAGCAUAUUUUGUUUUUCUUUGAAUAAAGUAUUUGUUUAUUGUUA
Messenger RNA from Ostrea edulis (European flat oyster), 3268 nucleotides. Its product is annotated as high affinity cGMP-specific 3',5'-cyclic phosphodiesterase 9A-like. Bases 318 to 1874 code for a protein of 518 amino acids. Gene Ontology annotation, biological process: cGMP catabolic process. NCBI's taxonomy places the organism in Eukaryota, Metazoa, Mollusca, Bivalvia, Ostreida, Ostreidae. The record is from RefSeq and is a predicted model, not a curated record. Gene Ontology annotation, molecular function: 3',5'-cyclic-GMP phosphodiesterase activity. The transcript is spliced from 13 exons.